Messenger RNA from Psilocybe cubensis, 2322 nucleotides. RefSeq lists its product as uncharacterized. The record is from RefSeq and is a predicted model, not a curated record. The coding region runs from base 1 to 2322 and encodes 773 amino acids. Lineage: Eukaryota; Fungi; Basidiomycota; Agaricomycetes; Agaricales; Agrocybaceae. The transcript is spliced from 3 exons.
AUGAACUCUCCCUCCCCAGGGACAUCGCAAGACCUUCAUUUUACCCCGCGCAAGGAGUUUAUAAAGGAUAUCAACGUCCCUCAGUCCAAAUCAUUUUCUCUUCUUGCGCUUUCUAGCUCCCAUUGUAUUCGUCUCUAUUCCUUUUCACCUCUUGUGAUCGCUUCUCUACGCCAUCUUCUGGAACAGUCUGUUCAUAUUUUAGCGUCCAGAGAAGAUUUAUCGCACAAUCUCUACGAAUUUGCUCUUGAUGGUAAACCCUGGGCCAAUCCAAAGUCCGUGUCGACAGAGAAGCUUCUCGUCGACAUCAUGGCCGUGAUUUACCGAUCUGGCUAUACGUAUCUCUCGACCAUUGAUUAUGGCAGAGAACCUGAUGACCGUUUGGCCAUGACUUUUUCAACUACUUGCAAUACCAUUCCUUUGCCACUGUCGAGAACUACCACACCGCUUCCCCCUUCAGCACAUUUGCUAAACCACAAUGGCAGCGCUGCAGGAUGUUCUUCGUCUCCAGGUGAAAAAUUCCUGCCUAACCGCGUUCCAUUCGCCAUAUCUUUCUCUUCCGUGACAGUAAUGCGUGUCAUUGCACCCCCACUUCACCUUACUCCCGCUAUCCUUCAAGCCGUCAGAAAGUCCUGGCCCAGGGGUGUUGUAGCAGAGAAAAAAGUUGGAGAAAAUUCAUACGAAUUCAAACUAAAAGGUUAUAAAUGGUUCCAGGAGGACACUUUUGCAACUGAUUCACUAGUACACAUCCUCACGUUGUUAACUUCACUCGACGCCCAUUCUUUCACUCUCUUAACCUCGAUUUCACUGACGAACCGUUCGAGAGUAAGAGACUUGUGGGUUUUUACUGGCCCUGCAGAAGAAGGUGGUUCUCCUCAUGAGAGCAUGCAACAUCUCUCCGAUGGGACAACAAACAUUGCUGGAGUACCUUCCAGUCCUUUCACGGAAGAGCUUCCGAGUAAUAAUAGCGCAAUACAACAUAGGAGGAUUGCUACAGAUCCAACUUUUUCUUCACCACACACACCACCAUCACCUCAUCACCAACGAACUGCUACGGACGUUCCUCAACGUUCACGGCAUGAUUCCCAUCGCCAAGUCCUGCGGAAACCUGCACCUAGAGCGCAAGUUCCAGUAUCAGUGGGCCAAGAUUUGGACAUACCAGAUCUGCCCGUGGACUCUGCCCCUCUUCGUACCCACAUGCCCAGCACCAUAUCAAGUGGUAUUGAGGAUAUGACGGGGAUUGGAGCUGGUCCAAAUAUAUAUAACAUCCCUUCACCCCCUAUUGGAGCUUCUCGGCAAACUCAUUCCGUUGUUAAACCAGCGGCGCAACUUCCUGCCAAUCCAUCUCCUCCUUUUAUUGCCCCAGACAGCACGAAUCCAUCACCUCCCGUAGAUCCCUCCUCAUCGCUGUAUAAAUCCUCGCGUUCUCCAUCAAAAAGCUAUUUCGACAUGGUUCCUCCUGGCACGUCAGACAUGCCUCCCUCGCUGCCUCCUCUCCUUGGUGUUGGGACCUUCCAUGACUCUGCAUUCUCAACAAACAGUGUAGCGAGCUGUGAGAUCCCUAUACGAUGGACUGGCCCACUUGAGGAGGAGAUCAAGAAGGAACAGAGGAUGAAGACCAGUCGCGCUCCAUCCAGUGGUGAACCACCUUUUCCUGGAGGCUGGCAACCGACGCCCAUUGUAGAAAAGUCUGAAGAUGAGACUCGGACAGCAACCUCGCCAUCAGACGACAAGAAGACACCAGUUCAUGAAAUAGGCUCUCGCGUGGAUUCACCUGAGAUCGUGAGGCCAGAUAUGCCUCUACGAAAAAGCGAAGCAGCUCUGGUUGGCAUCAUUCACUCGACUUCGCCACAACCUCCUGUUCCUCAGCUGAAUAGAUCCCAGCAGUCACAAUCGCCAGGUUCAGGACGUGGGCAAGGCUGGGUGCUUGUUGAUGUUGACAAUCCAAAUGUUCCAAGUGCGGCGAGCCAGAGUUCUCAACCCACCGAAUCUUCGAGGGAACUAAUGCCGGUUAAAUCGCUCGUUCCUAUUGAACAGCCAUCGCCGACUGCAAAGGCAAUUGUGAUAGUGGAUGCAAUGGAUAUGAAGCACAAGAAAACCCAAUCGACGUCAAUCCCCAAAGCCAAAGAGGGAGCUUCUGGCGUGCGAAGAUUCUUUUCACUGAACAAGAAGAAUUCGAAAAAGGCAUUGAACACGGAGGGAGGGUCUGAGAUUGAGAAGCCUGCACCGACGUCUAUACCACGGUCAAACUUGCGAGAUAAACUGCGGCUCAUUGGCACGCCAGAGGCACCGCGACGGGAGGACAAACGGCGCAGCAUUGACUGA